This is a messenger RNA of Pelobates fuscus (common spadefoot toad), 1959 nucleotides long. RefSeq names its product matrix metallopeptidase 23B (gene MMP23B). Gene Ontology annotation, molecular function: zinc ion binding; metalloendopeptidase activity. Gene Ontology annotation, cellular component: extracellular matrix. Gene Ontology annotation, biological process: collagen catabolic process; extracellular matrix organization; proteolysis. NCBI's taxonomy places the organism in Eukaryota, Metazoa, Chordata, Amphibia, Anura, Pelobatidae. The record is from RefSeq and is a predicted model, not a curated record. Bases 511 to 1650 code for a protein of 379 amino acids. The transcript is spliced from 8 exons.
AUGAGAACAUUUGGCUCCAAUUAGAAGGAUAGUUGGCAGAGAUAAACUAACAGAGCCUUUUUUUUUUUUUUUUUUUAAACCAAAGACUUUACUUCUUCAGUCUGGAGAGAGUGAGAGAGGAAAUCUGAAAUAGGCAGAAGAAGUAGACAGAAACUCAGCUUAGAUAAUGCUCAGGAGACCAACUACCAGAGGCAACAAUAUUGCAAGAAAAUCAACGUUCUAGAGUGAGAUCACUGUGUAGACAAAAGGAAAAAAGAGGUUUGAUAAGGGUAACGUGCAGAGAGAUGCAGAAGAUGUAAGGCAGAGUUGCCAAGAGACAAAAGCCACAGGGACAAAAAAAAAACCCUCCCAAUGUGUAGCUAAAAGGGCUGAGAAUUAAGCAGAACAGUGAUGGUGGAAUCCAGUUAUCACUUUACUGACUGAUUGCGAGAUAAAAGCCUGAAUACUGUGGAGGGGGGUAUUUUGCCUCGAGGUGAAGUUUUGCUCUCAGAGUGUUUUUGGGAAUACACAAUGGACCUCCACGGACAUGGAAACACAAAUUCUAGGUGUGCAAAUGGAGCCUUGCUUUUCCUUGGACUGUUGGCUGGGGUGGUUUUGGUGACUGGACUUUUCACCCCUCCUGCCUCACCAUCCAGCAGAACACAGGUAGAGUCUACGGUGGCUUCAAUAUCUGCUCUUAAACUGCCCCACCACCUGAGGUCGAAGCGUUACACGUUGACUCCGGGUCUGCUAAAGUGGGACCACUUCAACCUAACCUACAGAAUUGUGUCAUUCCCAAGGAAUUUGAUCAAUGAAAGUGACACCAAAAAGGGCAUAGCUGCAGCGUUCCGCAUGUGGAGCGAAGUGUCAGCAUUUCAUUUCAAGGAAGUUCCUGCAGACGAAGAAAGUGAUCUGAAGAUUGGAUUCUAUGGCAUUAAUCAUACAGAUUGCUUGGAAUCGCGGAUCCAUCACUGUUUCGAUGGAACCACAGGAGAACUUGCACAUGCUUAUUUCCCCCAAACAGGAGAAAUUCACUUUGAUGACAGUGAAUACUGGAUUUUGGGAAAUACUAGAUUUAGCUGGAAGAAAGUUGUGUGGCUGACUGAUCUGGUCCAUGUGGCAGCCCAUGAGAUCGGACAUUCCCUGGGGCUCAUGCACUCUCUCAAUAAGAACGCCCUGAUGCACAUCAAUGCUACACUAACUGGAAAAAAAGUCAUCUAUCAGGACGACGUAUGGGGAAUCUACAGUUUGUACGGCUGCAGAGACAGGUACUUAGUAUGUGCUUCGUGGGCUUUGAAAGGCUACUGUGAAUCCAGGAGGCGUCCUAUGAAAAAAUAUUGCCCUUAUAGCUGUGAUUUCUGUUAUGAUUUUCCAUUUCCAACCAAAAUGCCCACACCUGCUCCACCCCGAACGAAAGUACGAAUGGUUCCCGAAGGUCGAAAUGUUACCUUUAGAUGUGGGAAAAAAAUUAUACAUAAAAAAGGCAAAGUUUACUGGUACAAAGACAAAGAGCUCCUCGAGUACUCCUAUCCUGGAUAUCUCUCUCUCAAUGAUGACCACAUGAGUAUAAUCGCCAAUGCCAUUAAUGAGGGUCUCUACACCUGCAUUGUGAAGAAACGGGAUCGAGUACUCACAACUUAUUCCUGGAGCAUACGAGUGCAGGAAACGUAGGAUUGUGUUCUCCAUGCUCACAGCCUGCCCAAUUAAAUGUCAACUGGUUGGUAGGAUGCUGACAACAUACAUCAGAUACGUCCAGAUGUGCAUGGACAGGAGAGUUCCUUAAUGAAACUGGUCAUGUACAGCAGCUGCUCAAAGCCUAAAGAAUCAACUCUUUCCAAGUAUCAAGUCUGCACUUGAUACAUCUCCAAGCCCGUCCUUGAUACAUUUUAGUCAUUAAUUAGCAGCACUCUUGGUUCUGAUGGCAUUCUUUAAUUAAACAAAACAGAAAAAAUAAAUAAAAAUAAAGCUUUUGCACAUUAA